UACUUCCGGUUGCGAGAUUUAUUGAAAUAUUGGACAUUUUCAGAUUUUAACGAAUUUUCGAGACAGGUUUGUUUUUAGCAAGUGUCAACCAAUAAAUGACAAUAUUCCUGUUUCUGUGCCCUAAAGACUUCUUAUAGAACAAAAUGUCAAGACAGGUGAAACAGCCAGUAGGUCAGAAGAGACUGACAAAUGUUGCAAUAGUAAGAUUGAAGAAAGGUGGAAAAAGAUUUGAAAUUGCCAGCUAUCCAAACAAAGUAAAUUCAUGGAGAAACAAAGUAGAGACAGAUAUUGAUGAAGUUUUGCAGACACAUACAGUUUUCACAAAUGUUUCAAAAGGGGAAGUAGCUAAAGCUGUGGACUUAAAGAAAAUAUUUGGAACAGACAAUCAGCCUGAAAUUUGUUUAGAGAUUUUAGCUAAAGGUGAACUGCAGGUAUCAGAGAAGGAGCGUCAUGCUCAACUGGAAUCUAUGUUUCGAGAUAUAGCUACUAUAGUAUCAGAUAAAUGUGUGAACCCCGACACAAACAGACCAUAUACUGUCACCAUGAUAGAGAAAGCUAUGAAGGAGCUGCAUUUCUCUGUUAAACCUACCAGAAAUACAAAACAACAGGCAUUAGAUGUUAUAAAACAGUUCACAGAGAAGGAAACAAUCAAAAUACAGAGAGCUUAUAUGAGACUUAAACUCACAAUACCAGGGAAAGAAGGAAGAAAAUUACAGCCUAAAAUAAAGAAAAUAGCAAAGAAAGUUGAGAAAGAUGAGUUUGAUGAUGAACUUGAAAUGGUAGUGCUUAUAGAUCCUGGGUCAUUUAGGGAAAUAGAGGAGCUUGUAAGAGAGUUAACUAAAGGCAAGGCACAGAUUGAGGUGUUAAGUUUAAAGGAUGUUGAAGAAGGAGAUGAGUUUUUUGAAUGAGAGAACUUCUGACUUAGAUAAACAGCAAACUGUUAAUUGUUUUUAAUCAAGACAGAUGUACCUAAAGACAGGUGACAAAUAAAGAGGAGAGUGUUCGAUAACCAGUAUUCCUGCAAUACAUUUAGCCAUUACCCCUUUGAAUGAUAGUGGCGCUAAUAACCAUGCCCAUGCAACAACCUUAAAGCCAUACUAGACACUUUACCAUAAAAUUGCUUGAUGUUACUUUAUUUAUAUUGACACCCCCUUAAAAUAACAAUGAACUGUCCCAAAAUUCAAAG
Messenger RNA from Ruditapes philippinarum (Manila clam), 1186 nucleotides. Its product is annotated as ribosome maturation protein SBDS-like. The record is from RefSeq and is a predicted model, not a curated record. The transcript has 7 exons. Gene Ontology annotation, biological process: cytosolic ribosome assembly; ribosome biogenesis. NCBI's taxonomy places the organism in Eukaryota, Metazoa, Mollusca, Bivalvia, Venerida, Veneridae. Bases 144 to 908 code for a protein of 254 amino acids.